AUGAACUUUCCUGUAAGUUCUCUUUAUGAUGGCGGCUUGGUCCAGACAUCUCUAGCUGAGCUGCCCCAGCCGAGGCUGACAGGAGAGCUGACUGACCGGAAAGGAUGCUCUAUACCUGCCGUAGCAGAUGAAAAGACAGGCACACAGACGAAGAGGAGAAAAGAGCCUCACUUGGCAGAGGGGACAGAAAGGGAAAGUAAGAAUGCUGAUGUUGGAGGAGCCUGGGUAUUUCCUAGACCAGUGGUCCUUAAACUUCUGUGGACCACCAAGCAGGAAGGCGAGAAAGCAGUGAUCACUCGCCCCCACUUCUAUUUUGUCAAGGUCACAGGCUUCUCUUCUCCUCCUGGGGCCCAUGCUAGUCAUCUCCUAUCAGCGUUUCGAGAACAGUCUUCUGAGCUUUCUACAGCUCUGUGA
Messenger RNA from Rangifer tarandus platyrhynchus (Svalbard reindeer), 414 nucleotides. NCBI's taxonomy places the organism in Eukaryota, Metazoa, Chordata, Mammalia, Artiodactyla, Cervidae. The record is from the annotation of a GenBank genome assembly.